Molecule: messenger RNA, 906 nt
Organism: Arachis ipaensis
Lineage: Eukaryota; Viridiplantae; Streptophyta; Magnoliopsida; Fabales; Fabaceae
Source: RefSeq, a predicted model, not a curated record
AUGAUAAAAAAAUAUGGGUUGGAGGAAAAUGAAUGGGUACUAAAUGAGUAUCAAAAGAGAAAAAGCUGGGCAAGCGCCUACUUGCGAGAUAAAUUUUGUGCUGGAUUUAGAACAACAUCAAGGUGUGAAGGGAUAAACAACUUCAUCAAGAGGUUUAUUGGCAUUCGUCAAAGUCUUUUAGAGCUAGUCCAGAAUCUUGAACAUGCUCUUAGGGAUUAUAGACACAACGAAUUAGUUUCUCAAUUUAAGACGGUGUACGGAGAGCCUGUGUUAACAACUCGCUUAGCUGCAUUGGAGCUUUGUGCUGCAAAUUUUUACACACGGGAGAUGUUUGGCAAAGUAAAAACAGAGAUCGAAGGAGUGGUUGCAUUAGAUGUUAUAAAUGAGGAAAAUAUAUCAACUACUGUUGUUUUAAAAGUUAAGGAGUAUGACAGAGGGCAACAUAUAUACACCGUACUUUAUGAGCGCAACACCGAGAAUAUGGAGUGUGAAUGUAGUAGGUGGAGUAGUGAAGGCAUUCCCUGUUGCCACAUGUUUUGUGCCAUGAAAAGGGUAUGUUUACAGAAGUUGCCAGAAAGUCUUCUUUUGAGAAGAUGGUCCAAGGAUGCCAAAAAGUAUAUGGACGAAAGUUCAGCUGGAAGCAUUGUGCAAGAUGGAGAAAGAGAAUUUUUAAUGCGCUAUGGCGCAUUGUCAGUGGCAGCUACGUGGAUGGUAUUCUUAGGAGCUCAAGAUGAUCCUUCUUUCCAUGACACUAUGAAUGAAGUCUCCCGUUUGACCAAAACACUAGAGCAAAAGUCAUGCUUGAAAAGAGGAAGAAGAGAUUCUCCCAUGCCGAACUUUGUUGGUGACCCUUCAGUUGUCAAGACAAAAGAUGCACCAAAGGGGAAAAAAGAGAGAGGAAAAUAG